Messenger RNA from Thermochaetoides thermophila DSM 1495, 333 nucleotides. Its product is annotated as mitochondrial 54S ribosomal protein mL60. Bases 1 to 333 code for a protein of 110 amino acids. The transcript has 3 exons. Gene Ontology annotation, cellular component: mitochondrial large ribosomal subunit. Gene Ontology annotation, molecular function: structural constituent of ribosome. Lineage: Eukaryota; Fungi; Ascomycota; Sordariomycetes; Sordariales; Chaetomiaceae. The record is from RefSeq and is a predicted model, not a curated record.
AUGUUCGGGCCGUUCAGAAUCACAAGUGCCCUGAGUGGCGGUCUUCUAUGGAAGAUACCAUGGCGCCUGUCUCCGACCCAGAAGGCCCGGCAACGGAGGAGGUUACGGGCGGUCGACACGGUCGUUGAGGUGCUGAGCAAUUCGCUGGCCAAGACGGGCCAGAAGUGUACGGCCGUCGAGCGGUGGAAGGCCGAGAUGCCCACCGAAGCCGAAAUGCUCCCUCGCGACAAGUACACUAUGUUCGACCGCAAGGCUAAGCGGUACCGCAAGGGAAUUCACAAGCUGCCCAAGUGGACUCGUGUCAGCCAGAGACUCAACCCUCCCGGUUUCUAA